CCUCCCUCUCUCUCUCUCCCUCUCCACCUCUUCCUCCCUUCGUCCCUCUCUCCUCCCUCUCUCUCUCCCUCUCCACCUCUUCCUCCCUCUCUCCUCCCUUUCCCUCCCUCUCCCUCUCUCUGUGUGUGACCCUGUUGCUCGUGUUUAUUUAUUGGUUUUUGUUUUGCUCCGGACUCUGGGAUUUUCACCGCCGGUCCCUGGGUUUGAUCCUGCCGCAGGAGGAAGGGGGACACAUGGCCAAGGAGUCGGUGCAGGUCCCGGACGAUGGGGACUUCAGGACGUUCCGGGAGGAGUGUCACUCGGAGACCGGCUGGACCCUGAAAUACGACAAGUCCGGGAUCAGGGUCUGGGUGCAGAUGACUGAAGAAGGCAGAGCCCUGCACAGGAUUAAGUGCAGGAUGUUCUGCAAAGAUAUCUGCUCUGAGACCCUCUACGAUGUUCUCCAUGAUGCAGAGUAUCGCAGGAAAUGGGACGAGAACAUGAUCGAGACGUUUGACAUUGGCAAGCUGACGGUUAAUGCAGAUGUCGGGUACUACGCCUGGAGAUGUCCGAAGCCACUGAAGAACCGGGAUGUGGUCACACUGAGGUCUUGGCUUCCAAUGGGGAGUGACUACAUCAUCAUGAACUACUCAGUCAAACAUUCGAAAUGCCCCCCUAAGAAGGAGCGGGUUCGGGCGGUUUCAGUUCAGACCGGAUACCUGGUAGAAACCAGCAGUGCCAACAGCUGUACCCUCACUUACCUGGCACAGGUGGACCCUAAAGGCUCGUUACCAAAGUGGGUGGUAAAUCAGUCGUGGCAGAUCUUAGCUCCCAAAGCGAUGAAGAAGAUGUACAAAGCUUGUCUGAAGUACCCAGACUGGAAACAGAAGCAUGCUCCAGCCUACAAACCCUGGCUGCACCCAGAACAGAGCCCCCUCCUCACCAUCCAGCUCUCUGAGCUCGCCAUCCAACAUGCCGACUCCCUGGAAAACAUUGACGAGAGUGGAAUUCCCGAGACCAGGGAUGACAAGGCUGAUGCCAGUGAUGAAGACAGUGUGAACUGAAGAAGCAGUCUCCCUGCCGACAAUCCUCAUGUGCCAUGUACCCAAUAAAAUGUACCGUUUUCUUUA
Messenger RNA from Stegostoma tigrinum, 1109 nucleotides. RefSeq names its product START domain-containing protein 10. Bases 234 to 1043 code for a protein of 269 amino acids. The record is from RefSeq and is a predicted model, not a curated record. Gene Ontology annotation, molecular function: lipid binding. Lineage: Eukaryota; Metazoa; Chordata; Chondrichthyes; Orectolobiformes; Stegostomatidae. The transcript has 6 exons.